AUGGACUUUACAGACCUAUACAAACAUGCAUCCCAACUAUGUGCAUUCUCACCUUCUGGGUCCCAUAUACUCACAGCAACAUAUGAUCGACUAAUCAUCCGCCUGGCAUCCACACUACAGAUAAUGCGCACGUGGGAGAUCGAUCCUGCACCGUCCCCGUCAUCCCAGAUCCUCAAGGCGAAGCCUACCCCAUCUGGGAGGAACAACGCUCCAUCUUCCAAUGGAACCAAGAGUGGUGGUAUUACCGCAAUUGGAUGGAGUGAAGAUGAAGAGUAUGUGCUUGCUUGCUUAGCAGGGAGAGGAGUGGUCGAAGUGAGAAGCGCAAGAGAGGGCGAGGGGGAGGAGACCUGGGAGGCAGGGAUCGAGGCAGGUGCUGAGGGACUUGUCAGAGCGGAAUUUGCACUCGAUGCGAGAAAUAUCCUGUGCUGGUCAGAAUGGGGUUUACGACUGACGAUUCACUCCUUGAUUUCUGGCCAGUCAACUGUCAUCCCUCAACCAACAUAUCCAGACCGAGCGUAUGCGUUUUCGCUCGAUGCGGGAUGGCUUGUGCUUGCAACCCGUAAAGGAGGGAAGGAUUUUCUGAAUGUGCAUGAUCCGUUGGAGAGGUUUGCGCUCGUACGGCAAUCGCCGUUACCAACGACGUCUCUCGUGGAUUUCAGUCUAUCUCCAGACGGCCUCUAUGUGGCAUGCUGGGAAUCCCUGCUUGAUUUCAAACUCCAUAUCCUAGCACUUGACGGUCGCCUACAAGCAACAUUCACCCCUCCUGGCCCUUUUGCAGAAACAGGACUCGGCGUACGGUGCGUGAGCUGGCAUCCCAAUUCUGGAUUCGUGGCCGUAGGAGGGUGGGACGACAAGCUGCAUAUUCUGGCGAAACUGGCGGACUGGAGGGCGGUGGCUACACUAGAGAUGAGUGUGAAGCUCGGGGCGGAUAGUGGGAUCAACGCGUGGCGAGAACCAUCAGGUUGGCUAGAAGCGACGAUGCACCGUGGUUUUGUCCAAUAUUCUCCCGCUUUUCUCCCUCUCUCACUCCCGUCUGUUCGGCCCGACCCUUCUCGCGUCCCUCUGCGAAGUGGUGCCUCCUACCUCUCCUUCUCCCCGUGCGGGCGCUACCUGCUCGCGCGAUCCGACACCACCCCGAAUGCAGCGCACAUCUUCUCCUUCCCCCCUCCGAGCCUGCCCUUCUUUCCCCAACUGCACACUGUCCUCCUCCACGAGCGCAAGGUGUUUACUGCUCUGUGGAAGCCUGGCCAAGCGGGAGGCUACAAGUUGGCACUGGGAUGCGAGGGGAAGGGAGCGGUGUAUUUGUGGAGUGACGAGAAUGAGUGGGAAGGGGAUGAGGACUCAGAUGUGCGGCAGGGGAUGGCAGACUGCUGUAGUGUUCCCGCCCGCAAGUUUGAGCUGAAGGAGCUCGCUUGGUCGCCGGAUGGGAACGGCCUGCUGCUGUUCGACAAGGACACGUUCUGCUGUGCGUUUGAGGUGCCUGCCGAUCAACAGGAGCAGGCAGACCAGUAA
Dacryopinax primogenitus is the source of this 1512-nucleotide messenger RNA. RefSeq names its product WD repeat-containing protein 8. The record is from RefSeq and is a predicted model, not a curated record. Gene Ontology annotation, cellular component: microtubule organizing center; mitotic spindle; MWP complex. Gene Ontology annotation, biological process: mitotic sister chromatid segregation; microtubule anchoring at mitotic spindle pole body; protein localization to mitotic spindle pole body. The transcript is spliced from 7 exons. Gene Ontology annotation, molecular function: protein binding. The coding region runs from base 1 to 1512 and encodes 503 amino acids. Lineage: Eukaryota; Fungi; Basidiomycota; Dacrymycetes; Dacrymycetales; Dacrymycetaceae.